This is a messenger RNA of Coniophora puteana RWD-64-598 SS2, 3634 nucleotides long. RefSeq lists its product as uncharacterized. Gene Ontology annotation, cellular component: aggresome; amphisome. The record is from RefSeq and is a predicted model, not a curated record. The coding region runs from base 34 to 3018 and encodes 994 amino acids. Gene Ontology annotation, biological process: endosome organization; mitophagy; aggrephagy. Gene Ontology annotation, molecular function: protein kinase C binding; K63-linked polyubiquitin modification-dependent protein binding; zinc ion binding. NCBI's taxonomy places the organism in Eukaryota, Fungi, Basidiomycota, Agaricomycetes, Boletales, Coniophoraceae. The transcript has 17 exons.
GGUACUGGUGAUUGACUCCUGUCGUCCGCUCAGAUGCAAAACAGACCAGACAGACCCUUGGUCGUAAAAUGCUCCUUCGACAGACGCAGCAAACGAAUCUCGUUCCAAUCUGCACGCCAUUGCUCUUAUGAGGUCCUCAGAAGAAAGGUCGAACUAUGCUUUUCGUUCCAUGCAAUGUCCUUCAUGAUCACCUACAAGGAUGACGAUGGAGAAGUCACGGACAUUGCUUCCGACACAGAUCUCACAGAGGCCAUCCUCUACUUUCAGGCCGGCACAGACGAUCCUCCACUCUCCUCGGCCGCUUCCAUUCUCUCAGGUAGGAGCUUCAGAGGUCGCGACAUCAUCCUACGCGUUCAGGUCACUGUCGACUACGAUGGUCCAAGCUUGUCCGAUACCUCAUCCCUCGCCAGCAUCGAGGAAUACCGCGCCAAGAACACUGGCAGCGAAGCCUCAUUUUCCUUUGGCGCGCCCACAGAAGCAGACCUCGAUGACGAUGCAGUCACCGUCAGCUCAAAAGAUACGGGCGGUCGCCGCGCUCAGCGCAAUGGCCAUGUAAAUCACCUUCCUCGGCAUAUUGAGGACGAGAACUGGGACGACGAAAGCAUGGGUGACAGCCUCUCUCUCACUCCGAACCACAAUCUCGAGAUGUCAGAUACACCUCCGAUAACCACCAACGGCAACCACGAUGAAGGCCCCUUCUCUGAUCGCUACCAGUACUCCGAGGCCGACGAUUACAACGAAGAUCGCAACGGUGUCUUCAAGCGACUGAAGCUCGAAGAGCAGGUCGAUAAUUCACAUCCGCCAAACGACCGCGGCGUUGCUUGGCUUCGUGACCAAAACGCACGUGCAAUUAAGUACAAGCUCGGCGCUUCUCCAGAGCCCUCCGAGUCGGACGGCCUCUCACUGUCGAAUGGACAAGAUGGCAUGAGCGGCGACCUCGCGCUUGAACGAGAUACCAGAGGGAAAUACUAUUACACCUACACAUCAUCCGGCGGAUCGCAAAUUCAGGAGGCAGGCAAUGAUGAUGGUCUUCAGGAGUUGGGCAAUGACGAUGCUCUGAGUAUGCACAUGCAGGCCGAAGAGCCUGCUAUGGACCCUACGCCGCGACCUAAUUCCAUGCAGCUUACCUGGCUUGCUUCCCAGCAGAAGGUGGCUGGCGCGUCUAGUGCUCCCGCUCAGAGCAGCUCACACGCAGAGCAAAGUCGUCCUCCUGUCCGAACAUCAAUCUCCGAACCUAUACCCGAGAUUGACUACUCGCAAGUGUCACCUGACAUCCCUCCAGAGGUCCUGCAAUUUCUCCCUGUCGAGCCACCUUCGUCCGACCUAAUUACCGACUGCUCCGAGUGUGGUGUCCUGCUUGAUGCUAUCCGAUACGUCUGCUCGACCUGUGGCGAGAAGAGACCUGCUAUCGAAGCGCGAUUAGCCGCUCGAACGAACUCGAUCAAGGGCAAAGCUCGCGAACUUUCCGAGUUCAACUUCUACGUCAAUGGCAACUCCACUUAUCCUCCAUCUUCUCACAGAACUCCCGCCUCUUCGUCGCCCACCUUGCCUGGUCCCGGGUCUACGGGCUCGUCAGCGUAUCACCGGUAUGGUCAGCGUCAUCCUAAGCCCUUACCGUCUCUGCCUCCCACUGCAUCGGCCACCAGUCUGACUCUUCGAAACGACGGUCCACAUCUGUCUGUUGAGAGUGGCUACGAGCUCUGCUCUGGAUGCUUGGAAGCAGCAGGUGUGAUCCAUGGCCUGCAAAUGAGCCAAGCGCAGAAUGGCGACAUUCUCAACGGUUCACCGACCUCGCCUCAGGAUCUAUCUCAGUGGCGCCGGACCGCACCCCGUCAGAAGGGCCAAUUUAGGCAUGCAUACAUCGAGAUGGUCUGGGGCCACAUGGGUUGGGACGACGUUGAGCAAACUGACACCCAAAGCUCGAAAUGCUCCACCUGCAACUCAGCGCUCGUCAACAAACACUACAAAUGCGCUUCCUGUCAGAAGUUUAAUCUCUGCCUCGCAUGCUAUAGCCAAGUGCACGACAUCCACCCCUCACACGCGUUCCUCGUGGUGCAGGAUAGACCCAGCCGGUCGCGGAGUGAACCGGACUUUAGUCAGUCCGCAGCAGCACGGGAGGGCGUUGAUGAACCUUCACUGAAGCACCCUGGGGUCAAGUGCGCACACUGCUUGCAGGAUAUCGUUGGCGCCCGAUUCCACUGCGCGAUAUGUGACUCGGUCGACAUCUGCGCCAACUGUGAAUCGGCAGGCCUACCAGGCAACCUCGACUCGAGCGAUGGCGGGCACACUACGUCGCAUAUUAUGAUCAAGAUCCCUUAUCCACUAGAGACAGACGAAGUGCAAAUAGCCAGUCGAAGAGCGUUCCACCUGUGGACAGGACGCGACGCUGCACACGUCAUGUCGUCUUCGCUGCGGUCAAAACCAAGUUCGAUUUACUCGUCAUAUGCUCAGACAGUCAUCGGCCCGCGGUCUUCAAAGUCGGAGGAACCCGUACUGGAUCAUCAUACAUCAUGUAAUGGGUGUCACAAGAAUAUCGUGGGCGACAGGUACCAGUGCGCCACUUGUUCGAGCUCCCCAACAGCGUACAACUUGUGUGCUGGCUGCGAGAAGCGGUCCUAUGCUCUCCACGAUCCCAUGCACGCCUUCUUCAAGCUCCCCAGGCCAGUUGCGAGAGCAUUGCAGUCCGCGACUGGCUUCCUUCCCAAGCUCUACAAGACACCUGCUGGCCCUCCCCAAGGUGCCUCGGAUAUCGGUGAUCCGGAAGACUACCUGAACUUCCUGAUCCAUUCUACGGCAUGGUGCGACCGGUGCAUGGAACCCAUACACGGCGCCUGGUACCGCUGCGCCUACUGUGCCAAGGACCUCUGUGGCGACUGCCAGGCGCUCGACACACACGAUACCUCACACGUGUUUGUCGUCUUCAAGGCGCCCGUGGACAUUGCACCCUUCCGACAAAUUGCUAACCUGGAAAACCCGAACGAGAGUCCGCCCAUUAUCCCUUAUGCUGUCUAUGGCUAAUCUGACGCUGCUUUGGAUGUUUAUGUUGUCAAUCCAUCUGUUAUGACACCAUGUCACCUUAUGUUCGUUGCUUUCGCUCUCGAUCCAAGUAAAUGUAGAUACCGGCUUGCAUAGUAUCAUAUCUCAGCGCAUCACACAGACGUUGUUAAUUUAAUUGUACAUCAUAGCAGUGCAAUAUUGGAGGAACAUUCGAGAAACAUGUGUUGGUACCAUUGGGCACACAACGUCCACGGGCGGCUAGCCUUUCUUGAAGCCAAGCCUGCGCCGCUCGUAAAACAAGUCUGUUCUGCUCGCGCCGAGAUUGACAAUCUUUGGGCACCCGUCUCUGUCCUUUUCCAGCCUCGUGCAUUCAGCGCAGUAGUACGCGUCCGAGAUACCAGGAGAGCCACAGAUGAUGCACCUCCCUCCAUAUGUCCCAAAAUUACACUCGUCGCAGAUGCGGACUAGCGUUUCUGGCCUGACGUAUGAGUCGCAUACCGGGCACUUUCCGUCGCACUUCUCACAUAGACGGCCAAUCGCAAUGCCAGGCUGGCGCCUGCACAUGAUCAAAUCGGGAUGAUGCUUCGACAUCCUGAGACAAGUCGAGCGUUCGCGUGGUGGUGGUGGACGAGGUCAA